AUGACUACUGUACCCGGAGCCCCGCUGCGCUCUACAGUGCCUGCGCCGAGGCAACAGCCUCAGGUGGCUAAGAAGAAUACGGUUCCGCCAGGUAUCUCGCUGGCUGCGGGUGCCGUUGCUGGCGCUGUGGAAGCGACCGCUACUUAUCCUUUCGAGUUCGCUAAAACACGAGCACAGUUGAGCCAAAGCCAUGCUGGCGGGACGUCCACUACGCUUUCCAGGAAUCCUCUGACUGUUAUAUUACACACGGCGCGACAGGAUGGGGUCCGAGCCAUUUACACUGGUUGCUCAACCUUGAUACUCGGCACAGCCUUCAAGGCUGGUGUUCGUUUCUUGUCGUUUGAUACAAUCAAGAACCUUUUGUCCGAUGCCGAUGGGACUCUGUCACCAGGCCGCGGAAUCCUGGCUGGCAUGGUCGCAGGCGUGGUCGAGAGCGUGGUCGCAGUGACCCCUACAGAACGAAUCAAGACUGCCCUAAUCGAUGACGCACGAUCAUCGACAGCACGUCGCUACAAGGGCGGAUUUCACGCCCUACGCACCAUCUUGGCCGAGUCUGGCUUCAAGGAGGUGUACCGUGGUCUAUUGUCUACUACAAUGAAGCAGGCCGCUACCUCUGCCGUACGCAUGGGCUCAUAUAAUAUCCUCAAGGAGCUGGUAUCCUCGCGCACCAACAUCAAGGAUACAAAAAACCCAGCACUCACGUUUGGUAUGGGAGCUACGGCCGGUGUCAUAACUGUAUACAUGACCCAGCCUUUCGACACUAUCAAGACGCGCGCCCAGGGAGCCAAAGGCGCAUCCACUAUGGAAGCGCUGCAGGGUGUGCUAAGAGACGGGGGCGUGAGAGCGCUUUGGCGCGGAAGCUCGAUGCGGCUAGGCAGGUUGGUCCUCAGCGGUGGUAUAGUGUUUACGGUCUAUGAAAAUGUUGCGGCAUUGUUGAUGAGCGCAAAGACCUGA
Molecule: messenger RNA, 954 nt
Organism: Aspergillus mulundensis
Lineage: Eukaryota; Fungi; Ascomycota; Eurotiomycetes; Eurotiales; Aspergillaceae
Product: Tricarboxylate transport protein
Exons: 3
Coding region: 1-954 (317 amino acids)
Biological process (GO): mitochondrial citrate transmembrane transport
Source: RefSeq, a predicted model, not a curated record